CACAGUUUCCCAAUACAGCACCUUCAUCUUCCUUUAGAUAAUGUCGUCAACAAUAGGAGGCAUGAUGUGGCAGGGAUACCACCCGUGCUCAGUCUACACGAACGGAAAUGGCGGCACAAUCUCCAUAGAUCAACCGCUGAUCAUCCACGAGACCCGCACGCUUCCCGCGGUCGCCGUCGCCGAGUCGGCGUUUUUGCAACUCAAUUUGGCUAUCACUGCUCUUCGUGCCGAUCCUCCGAGAACCAACUCCGGCAUAAUCCGGCUAGAGGUACCGAUUAUGGAGAAGGCCAGAGCCAUAGAUUGGCUACAUGCCCAGCAUCAUCUACCUUGCUGCUACUUCUCUGGUCGAGGACAGAACAGAGAACGGGAUCUUAUUGACAUAUCGGGAAACGAACAUGGAGGUUACCAUGACAAGGAUGAGAAAUGCUUUGUGAGUGUUGCUGGUGUAGGCUCUGCUGUUUCCUUUCGGGGAUCUGAUCCUUUCGGCUUGGAAGAUUGGAAGUGUAUAAAAAGGUUUCUCUCUAAAGACUGCCCACUUGUUCGUGCAUAUGGUGCUAUACGGUUUGAUGCAAAGAGGAAUAUUUCUACUGAGUGGAAGGAGUUCGGUUCAUUUUAUUUCAUUAUUCCACAGGUUGAGUUUGAUGAGUUUGAAGAUGGUUCAAUGCUUGCUACUACUAUUGCAUGGGAUGAUUACCUUCUUUUGACAUGGGAAAAAGCAGUAAAUGGGCUUAUAGCCACAAUGAAUCAGUUAUUAGGACGAUUUGAUAAAUUAGAAAAGUCUAUCCAGCGAACAGCUACUGUUGGCUGCAGUCAUGUUCCCUGUAAAGCAUCAUGGAAUGAUUCUGUAACUAAAGCUUUGGAGAUAAUAAAUAGAAGACAUUCAGAUCUUGUAAAGGUUGUAUUGGCUCGUUGUAGUAGGUACGUUACUGACAGUGUCAUUGAUCCUCUGGUAUUAUUAGCUUCUCUGCAGAUUGAAGGUGAAAAUGCAUACCAGUUCUACAUCCAGCCUCCUAAUGCUCCAGCAUUUAUUGGAAAUACUCCAGAGAAAUUGUUUCACCGAAAAUUCCUCAACAUAUCAAGUGAAGCUUUGGCUGGGACCCGUGCUAGGGGUGUUACAAAAAUUCAAGAUUUCCAAAAUGGACAAGAUUUAUUGUACAGUCGCAAGGAUGAUAUCGAAUUUACCAUAGUACGCGAUAUCAUUAGAGCAAAAUUGGAGACCAUCUGCGAUGAGGUGAUUAUAGAUCCAAGAAAAGCAUUACGAAGACUUCCCGGAGUACAACAUCUAUGUGCUGAAUUAUUUGGCAAAUUAAGGAGGGAAUGUGAUGAGUUUGAUGUCCUAGCUUCCCUGCACCCAAGUCCUGCCGUUUGUGGGAUGCCUUCGGAAGAGGCUCGCAAAUUUAUAGAAGAACAUGAAAAGUUUGAUCGAGGAAUGUAUGCCGGUCCUGUUGGUUGGUUUGGAGGAAGUGAAAGUGAGUUUGCAGUUGGCAUCAGAUCAGCUCUUGUUGGUCAGGAUUUGAACACUUUAGUUUUUGCUGGUGCUGGGAUAGUAAAAGGAACCGUUCCAUCAUUAGAAUGGGAAGAAGUUGAUUUGAAGAUAUCCCAGUUCACGAAAGUAUUGCACCGUCAUGAACUCCAAGAAUGUUUGAAAGAAAUCAAGAAUGCAGGCACUGUAGCAAACGGUGAUUAGUCAAUUCUACAUAGUCGAAUAACUGAGUGAUAUGGCAUUUUGCGUUCAUCAAAGCCUACAUUUUGAUAGUGAAUUAUAAUAUUGUUGGCUCUCAAUUGUGAUAAUCUUCAUUACGUUUGUUGUCUCUGAAAAUAUAUAAAAAUAAUGCGCCUAAAACUCUCAUUCUUUUAGCAAGGUAUUCUCUGGACGUAUUUUGUCAAAUAUUGACACAGAAUUGUUUGGUUUCAAGCUUAUUCCACUUUUCUUGGAAUUUCUGAAUUUUCAUAUUCACAAUUUAUAUAAAA
Dendrobium catenatum is the source of this 1971-nucleotide messenger RNA. RefSeq names its product isochorismate synthase, chloroplastic. Gene Ontology annotation, biological process: phylloquinone biosynthetic process. Gene Ontology annotation, molecular function: isochorismate synthase activity. The coding region runs from base 41 to 1687 and encodes 548 amino acids. Lineage: Eukaryota; Viridiplantae; Streptophyta; Magnoliopsida; Asparagales; Orchidaceae. The record is from RefSeq and is a predicted model, not a curated record. The transcript is spliced from 14 exons. Gene Ontology annotation, cellular component: plastid.